CUGGCUAUCUCUGCAAAUGCAUGCGUACCUCUUUGCUCGCCCUUUUCUCAUUGUUGUUUGCUUCUGCUUGUUGGCAUCUUUGCAAGUAGGGAACAUCCGGCAAAUUGAGGACGAACAUAAGACACUUAUGCACACUAAGCCUCCGUACUCAAGCAUUGAUCAGAUAAAGCUCAUUGCAGGAGAAACGAAAGAGACACCUUCAUCCUCAUCUCUGAACCACACCCUCUAUUUCUCCUUACACCAAUCCUAGGUUAAACACGUUCUAGCAGAACAAACUGCACUCACUCAUCAAUAUGAACUGUUUCCGACUCCUGGUCACUGUUUUUUCCCUCAUAGAAAUAGCGUUUUCACGCGUCUUUGUUCCUGGAAGCAACCAGGGAGCGACUUCUGUCAAGGUCUAUCCAGGAACGGUCCAGAAUGGAAUCAGCCACGCUCAAUUCUCUUCCUCGACUGGCAAUGAUACGGGUCUAUUCACAGGCGUCGAUAGUCCCAAGCUCGAUUUCAUCAACAGCACUGUCACCCAGUGGUGGUAUUUCGACGCCGUCUCGACAGAUCUCUUAAAUUCCCUCACCAUCAUCUUUUUCACCUCUACUUCACUUGCGUUCCCGUUCAUAUUGCCUAGCGACUCUGUCACGGUAGCAUACGUCUGGGCGACCUUUCCCAAUGGGACUGUGUACACGGGGUACACGACUGCCAGUUUUGCGACAAUCACCACCAUUGGAGAUGGAUCUAGUGGGAGCUGGGAGUCGACCGGUUUCAGAUGGGAUGGAGAUCCAAAGAUGCAGAAAUAUACCGUGACAAUCGAGUCGAAUGAGAUGGAUAUUAGCGGGACACUUGAGUUGGAUUCGAUCGCACCAGCGCAUUAUCCCUCUGGUCCCGUAAAUGAUAGGGAGAAACAAUCCCUGCAGAUCGCCCCUCAUAUCGGUUGGACGAAUGCUAUUCCAGAUUCAAAAGGAACGGUCAACUUCAACAUCAAGGGUACUGACCUGCAAUUUGAAGGAUCCGCAUACCACGACCAAAACUGGGCCGAUGCGCCUUUCGAAACUCUCGUCGGAACCUGGUACUGGGGCCACGGACGUGUAGGGAACUAUUCCUUGGUUUGGUUUUCGGUCAUUACUCCUUCUCAUGAGCACUACGUCAACAGCUAUGUCUCUCUGAACGGCAGGAUUCUCUGCGCAUCUAAUAGCUCUGAUCAGUUCAGUGUUAGUACUAUGGGUCCGGAUACGCGAUAUCCGCCUCGCAAGGGUGAUACUCCAGAUGGUUUCUCGAUGGACUUUGAUCUGGGGGAUGCGGAAGGUGGGAGGUUGUCUGUGAAUGUCACCACGAAGACGGUGACCGCAGAGGUGCCUACUUUGUACACCCGUUGGAUUGGAUCCGUUGAGGGUAAACUGAGUAGCCAGAGUGAGCCUUUUACAUCCGGGCCCGCAAUUCAUGAGCUGUUUACGCUCACGGACUAGGUGUACGAAGUGGGAUACAUGCAAUUGGCGCAAUAGAACUGUGGGUAAACAGGAAGAGGCAGAUUUAGAUAGUCCUGUGCUUCGAAUUUCAUACCAUGGUCAGUGUCUUGGAUGGUCAAAUCUGUACCUAGGCCAACCCGCGAUCGAACGUACGAAACGCAUCCGAUAAAUAUAUUUAGCCAGGAGUCAGACAGUGAAGAC
Messenger RNA from Paecilomyces variotii, 1658 nucleotides. RefSeq lists its product as hypothetical. Bases 294 to 1457 code for a protein of 387 amino acids. The transcript has 4 exons. The record is from RefSeq and is a predicted model, not a curated record. Lineage: Eukaryota; Fungi; Ascomycota; Eurotiomycetes; Eurotiales; Thermoascaceae.